AUGAAGAAAUCGAGUGCUCCGGAAAGGAGUUUCUUUGCUCCGGAAAGGAGUUUCUUUGCUCCAGGAAGGAGUUUCUUUGCUCCAGGAAGGAGUUUCUUUGCUCCGGAAAGGAGUUUCUUUGCUCCGGAAAGGAGUAUGCUAAAUGCAGUGCUCUUUACCCUCAUUUUUGGCGUCAUUUCGGUGUUGACUUUAGAAGAUGAGAAUUCUCCUUUAAAAUCGGCUAUGACAUCGAUGGAUAGAGAUAAUGAUUUCAUGAAAAGAAGUGACUCACUUUUUGAGCCAUUAACCCUCUACAAAAGAUACUAUUCUUUGGAUACUCUUGGCGGAUUGGGACUCGGGAAGAGGGCAGAGGAGAGACGCCGCAAGCCCGUACAA
Mesorhabditis belari is the source of this 375-nucleotide messenger RNA. The record is from the annotation of a GenBank genome assembly. Lineage: Eukaryota; Metazoa; Nematoda; Chromadorea; Rhabditida; Rhabditidae.